AUGUCGCGAAAACCCGCCGAUGUGGCGUCCAAGGAGCGCAACGAGUACAUUCCGUCCUUCAUCUCGAAAAAGCCAUUUUACAUCGACGACGAGUCUGGAAAUGAUUACCUGGAGCACCAGCGUCUCCAAAAGGCGACACCAGAUCAGUCGAAAUGGUACGAUCGGGGACAACGUGCCGGGCCCGCGGCGACCAAGUAUCGGAAGGGCGCAUGCGAGAACUGCGGCGCAAUGACACACAAGACCAAAGAAUGCCUCAGUCGACCGAGAAAGCACGGUGCCAAGUGGACUGGGAAGAAUAUUCAAGCAGAUGAGGUUAUACAGAAAGUCGAUCUCGGGUGGGAUGCCAAGCGAGAUCGGUGGAAUGGAUAUGAUGCCAGUGAAUAUCGACAGGUUGUCGAUGAAUACGAAGAGCUGGAAGCCAUUAAACGAGCAGCUAAAGAAGGGGCUGAUAUGAAGCGGCUUCAAGGCGGAGAAGAUGGAGAAGAUGCUGCAGAGGAGGAUAUUCGCUACGCCGAAGAGUCAGACAUGGGCCGACAACAAAGCACUGCCACCCGUAACCUCCGUAUCCGCGAAGAUACCGCCAAAUACCUUCUGAACCUGGAUCUCGACUCCGCAAAAUAUGACCCCAAGACUCGCCGGAUGGUGGAUAUGGGUGCUCAAGAGGAUCAAGCUUCAGCCCUGGUUGCAGAGGAGAACUUUGUCCGUGCGUCUGGCGAUGCUGCCGAGUUUGAAAAGGCUCAGAAAUACGCCUGGGAAUCACAGGAGAAGGGUAGUUCACAGAUCCACCUGCAGGCCAAUCCGACCUCCGGAGAAUUCCUACGGAAAAAAGAACAACAAGAAUCCGAGUCCAACCGUCAGGCCCAACGCAAGGCCCUUCUUGAAAAGUAUGGAGGCGGUGAUCACUUCCAGGCCUCGCCACUCCGUGACACUAUGGUCGUCGAAAAUGAACGUUUUGUGGAGUAUGACGAGUCUGGCGCCAUCAAGGGUGCCCCCAAGAAUGCCACCAAAUCGAAAUACGCAGAAGACAUCAUGGUCAAUAAUCACGCUUCAGUUUGGGGCAGCUGGUGGUAUGAGUUCAAGUGGGGAUAUGCAUGCUGCUAUUCCACUGUGAAAAAUAGCUACUGCACCGGGGAAGACGGCAAGAAAGCAUUUGAGGAAGAGGGCAACAUGUUGUUGCUACAGAAUUCAGAUGGCAAUGAUGAUGGAGAAGAGUCUGUCACCGUCGCCGAUCAAAUUCAAGAACAGGAGUCAGGUGCCAGUGGAAAGAAGAGAACCUUGGAGGAAUUGAAGUCUGGUAUUACCGAGGAUGAAAUUGAAUCAUACAAGCGAAGCCGAAUGGCUGUCGAUGAUCCAAUGGCGAAUUUCAUCGGAAAAGAUAGGGACUAA
Penicillium macrosclerotiorum is the source of this 1386-nucleotide messenger RNA. RefSeq names its product mRNA splicing protein SLU7 (gene slu7). Gene Ontology annotation, molecular function: pre-mRNA 3'-splice site binding. The transcript has a single exon. Gene Ontology annotation, cellular component: spliceosomal complex. Gene Ontology annotation, biological process: mRNA splicing, via spliceosome. NCBI's taxonomy places the organism in Eukaryota, Fungi, Ascomycota, Eurotiomycetes, Eurotiales, Aspergillaceae. The record is from RefSeq and is a predicted model, not a curated record. The coding region runs from base 1 to 1386 and encodes 461 amino acids.